Molecule: messenger RNA, 4602 nt
Organism: Poecile atricapillus (Black-capped chickadee)
Lineage: Eukaryota; Metazoa; Chordata; Aves; Passeriformes; Paridae
Product: TRIO and F-actin-binding protein-like
Exons: 8
Coding region: 2542-4602 (686 amino acids)
Source: RefSeq, a predicted model, not a curated record
CAUCGCCGCCCGCUGCACGUGCGAGCCCGCGCGCCUGGGCGCCACGGCCGCGCGCCGCCGCCGGCCACUCAGGAGGCGGUAUUCAAAUCAAUGCCCGGCGGCAGCCAAUCAGAGGGGAGGGGGCGGGGCCUCGCUCCCCGCGGUUCCCACGGAGAGCUUCAUUGAGGGGGGAGCUCGGCGGGCGGCGACGUGCUGGGAGCCGUAGGGAAACUGAGCUUCUUCUGCUGCUGUUUCUUCCUCCUUUUUCUCCUGGCUGGCCCCUGCCAAUAGCCCAUCAGCCAAAGAUCUUCGUCUCUGCUAUGCACAAUGUCUGGUUCAGUGGAUGACAUGCCUUGCAUGAACUUUGAAGCCAACAUAUUUGCAAAGAGCCUGUGCCAGCACUGUUUCCGAGCCGCAGGGGCUCACCAGCAUGCUAUCCAGGUGAGCUCCUCCAUCCCACCUGCAGGCUAUGGACACUUCAAUAGGGGCCUCUUUGGUCUAUACCCCGACCCCACCUGCCUUUUUAGAGAUAAAAAUCCCUAAAAUAAAGGCUCAGCCAGGAUUUCUAGAUUUCUUGGUGGGGAAAAACCUCUAUGGGCAGAGAGGUUUCUUUCCAGGCAUAGGAAUGCUUCAUUUCCCUGUGCCAGACCAAAGCCAGGAACCAAGCUUAGCAAAGAGGUGUUGGACGCUGGAUACAAGGGGCUUGAUAGACCCUGGAAGGGAAAGCAGGGGUGUCGCAGAUGCAAAGCGACACGGAGGGAAUUGGAGACUGGCAGAGCAGGGACCCACCCUGUAUUAAUCUCUGCUUGACGCUUGCUGGCAUUUACAGCUUUGCCUCACCUUAAAUAUGGUCCUGGUCGAUUCUCUGUGGCCUCAGCUGUUGGCUUGGAGCCAGGGCUCGGUUCUGUCCCUGAGGCAGCUUCAGCAAGCUGUUCCCGGAGGAGAAGGCAGGAAAGGGAUAAAUCUCAUGGGGUUUUGGGCUCCAGAUACCUUGACCCAACACGAUCUUUUGGGACAGAGCUGGACACACAAGCUACUUGGCUGUCUCCGACUGGGCGACAGCUGGUUUCAUGUUCACAGCGGGUUUCGUGUUGUUUGACGUCCUCCAGGAGCAACUGGCCAGGGAUGAUGAAAUAGUAAUGAGCCUCCCUCUCUCUUUCUCGCCCUCUCCCCCUCUCCUACUGGCCUUGAGCCCUCUAAGGUUACCUCAGCCCUUCACCCUCGAUCUGCUCAGAGCUGUCACCUCUGAGCGAAUCCUGGUGCGGGCGAGACGCUGGAGGGAAGGCGGCGCAGACAGCCGGCUCCUGGGAGCCUCCCCCACUGCUGCUCAUAAGCCCUGCAGGUAACGGGGCUCAGGGAGGAUGCUGAGACGCCUGCAAGCCCUGACAGAGACAGGCAGAGGCUGGGACUACAGCCUUUUCUGCAAAAAUCAUCCUUCCUCUUGACUCCACUGCCUCUCCCUGAGCUAUCCAGCUGGUCAGUGCCAACAUAGGGGGGCAGUUUCCUUGAGCCCUCAUCCACACAUGCAGUCUCUGGGAUGUCUGCAACAUUCAGCACCAAAUAGGAGCGUGCUGGGCCUCUAUGGCCUCUUGACGUAAGAGGAAAAUCUCAAUGGUGGGCUGGGAGAGAUAUCAAGAGCUCUGAAGGCCAGGCUGCUCUCAGAGGAGGUAGAAGAAGCAGGCAUUUCCAAGGGGCAGCCUUCAUCCUCAUCCUUGGCACGCUGACAGCACCACUGCACCCCUUCUUCCUCACAGGAUCAUGCCACGGCGGUCACAGGGCACAAUGCCUGCAGCGACACAGCCCCAGGAGAGCCCUGGGACUCGCUCCAUAUUUUAGCCCCGCAGUGUGAGGUAUACGUGUGUGUGGGCCCGGCGGAGGGCGCGGAGAGGUGAGUACCAGCCGGGAGCCCUGCUGCUCCAGCAAGCCCCUUCGGUGGGAAGAACGGAGGAGGGGGAGCGGGAAGCCAAGCAGAGGAAAUCAGCCGCCUUUUCCCUGAUGCUCUGCACGCUGGUGCCUGGGAAAAAGGACUGAGAAAUCCCCAUGCCAUGCCUUCUGACCAUUCCUCUGGGCUGUCCCUGGAGAGGUCAGGGGGCCCCUGAAAGAGUCUCCUUCAUCCUCAUUCCCUCCAAAGCAAGGCUGGUGGUCUCAGGACCACCACUCUGCCAGCCUCUGCCCAUCCAGUAGAGAGUGAGUCAGUGUGGCUUGGGCUGCCAGUGCUGUCACUCGCCCCCGAGCUCUGCGGGCUGUGCUGACCACCAGCUGUCCUCUCUCCCUGCCCCACAGCUGGCACGAGAGCAGGCGAUAUCCCCCACUCAGCCCCGAAGCUGAGGGUGAGCACAGAGAAACUGGCACCGACCCCAGCGCCUGUGCCGAAGCCAACUCCACGCUUGCCAGGGUGAGAUGGGGAUCUCUUGUGGUUUGGGUUAUUUUGGUCUCCCCAGCUCCCUUGGCCCUUCAAUGCCACUUUGGCUGGGCCCAUUCAGCAGGUUCCUGGGCUAACAGACAUGUUGAAUUUGCCCCUCUGGCUCUCCUGCCUCAGGCAGAUGGAAGAAGGAGCCCAUCAUGUGCAGGGAGGUAGAUUUGAUGAUCCUUAUGAGUCCCUUAAAACUUGAGAUAUUCUAUGAUUCUAAGGUCCUGAGAUGCAAGGGGGGAUCAACUGAGACUCUUAGUCCCCACAAAGGAGGCUCUCCCCCUAAAGAGAUCAUGAGAUUUGCUCUUGGAUACUCCCAUGUGGACUUUUCUAUGUUGUUUCUUGCCAUCGUUGGUCUGGCAUCAUCUUAUACUCCCACAGCUCCUCUUCUGGUUCCUUCUUACCAGCAGCUUUGGGCUGAACAGGCUGAAGGGGAAAUGACCCGCUUGUGGGACAACACUUUGGGAUCGGGCAAACGGGACAUGAUGAGCUACUUGGGCCGUAAGGAGGAGGUGCGGUCACAAGCCCCACAGGCAGACAGACCCAGGUGGGCUCAGCCUGUUCCCUCUGGAUCAUGGGUGAGAACUGAAGCCCAGGACUUUAGGAAAGAAAUCUGUCCACUGAAAGCAGAGCACCGUCCUGCCAGCCAGAAGCGUGAGGAGAGCUGGCCAAAGCACCGAAAAACUGACCCUCCCUGGUCAUCCACCCUGCCGCGUGCCCCAGCCGGCUCCCCGCCGGCCCGCAGUGACCUGUGGGGCGGCGGUGGGCACCUCCCUGGCCCACGGGCUCGGGAGUCCCACGGGCACUCCGGUGGAGGGGGUGCAGAGGGGCGGCACGGGCUGGAGAGGCAGGAGUACACGGUGCUGGCAGACCUGCCCAAGCCCAAGCGCCUCAGCCAGCGGGAUGCUGUUGACCGCUAUGGCUCCCGGACACUCAGCCCUGGCCGAGUGGAGGUGGAGAAGAUAUUUGGAUGCGAACGCAGGAAAUCAGAGACGCUGGAGGCCUUCCAGGCCCUGGAGGAGGGCCGUGUGGACCGGCUCGAUGGCAAGACGCCGGUGCCACCCAGCAAAGGCCACCUAACUCGGAGGCGGUCCAGCCCCAACCUGCCCAGGGAGGGUCAGCGACUCUCCUGGCAGCUCGAGCAGCGCGGCAGAGACCCCAAGCAGCCCCGACGUUCCCCCAGCCCAGCUCGGCACCCCGAGAAGGCCAGCAGGACCCGGGGGGACUCCCCACGCCCUGCCAGCCCUGGCUGGCUGCUGGAGAGAGGCAGCCGGAGCCCACGCUCUGUGAGCCCAGCCCGCAGGUCGGAGAGGAGAGCAGGGGAGCCCGUGAACCCUCCCUGUCGCACUGAGAAAAGCUGGAGAAGCCGAGGGGACCCUGCCCGCCCCCCAAGCUCGGAUAGGGGCCGAGCCACCUGGCAAGCAGGGGGUACACGGCAAGCACUGGAGAAGAAAAGCCGAGGGGAUUCCCUGCACUCCGCAGGUGCUGGGAAGGGCUCAGAUAAUGUCAGGCUGAGCCGGGCAGGGCCAUCACCGUGGGCCCUCAGUCCUGGGAGGCGUACAGAGAGUACAAGGAAAAGCCAAAAGGAGAUCUCCCCUCCCAGCUUGGUGCGGGGGGCAGAGAGGCAACGAGUGAAGCCGGGGGAGCCGCUGCACCUUUCAGGGCCCAGGAAGCCAUCGGAAUGCAGCUGGCAGAGCCUCCGGGAAAAGCUGACAUCCUCCCAAGCUGGAAAGGGCACCAGCAGUGACUGCAAAGGCCGAGGCAAGCCCCUGCGCCCCACAAGCCCAACACGACCUCUGGAGCAGGACUGGAGGGGCCGGGGGGAUGCCCACCACCCACAGGUGCGGGAGAAGGACUGGAAGCGCCAAGAGAUGCCUGUGUGCCACGCGGAUGUGAUGCGCCAGCUGGAAAGGGACCGGAAAAGCCCUACUAGAUGUCUGGAUGUGGGACUACGGUCGGAUGACAGCUGGAUAAGGCCUGAGAGUCCAGCACAGCAUCUGGAGGAGGACUGGAAGGGUCCUGAGCACACACGAGAUACACACAACCCUGAGAAGCCACUGGAAACUGACUGGGGGAACAAGAGUCUUCUCAUCUACCAUCCCCAGCUGGGUGGAAGCACCUUCCCACAGCAAAGCAGCACUGGCUCCUCAGGAAGCCCACAGCCACAUUUGAAUGCCAGUAAGAAGCACAACAAGCAAGAAGCAUCACCUUAG